CCGAUGAAGGAGGCCGACGCAAUCAAGCUUUUUGUGGGGCAGAUUCCCCGGAAUCUGGAGGAGAAGGACCUCAAGCCUAUCUUCGAGCAGUUUGGCAAGAUCUAUGAGCUCACUGUGAUAAAGGACAAAUACACUGGCAUGCACAAAGGAUGUGCGUUUCUGACGUACUGUGCAAGAGAGUCGGCCCUGAAAGCCCAGAGCGCCCUACACGAGCAGAAAACACUACCGGGGAUGAAUCGACCAAUCCAGGUAAAACCAGCUGACAGCGAAGGUAGAGGAGGUGAGACUUGUAUUCUUUCCUUUCCUCAACAUUUCAUCGGUGUCUCAGAGGACAGGAAGUUGUUUGUGGGCAUGCUGGGAAAGCAACAGAGCGACGAAGACGUCAGAAGGCUGUUUGAGCCCUUUGGCAGCAUAGACGAGUGUACUGUGUUGAGAGGACCUGACGGCACCAGCAAAGGAUGUGCAUUCGUAAAAUUCCAGGGACACGCUGAAGCCCAGGCUGCAAUCAACAGCUUGCACGGGAGCCGCACAAUGCCUGGAGCGUCGUCCAGUCUGGUUGUGAAGUUCGCAGACACAGAGAAGGAGCGGGGGCUGAGGAGGAUGCAGCAGGUGGCCUCCCAGCUUGGCAUCUUCAGCCCCAUGACCCUGAACUUCCCUGCCUACAAUGCCUACACGCAGGCACUUGUCCAACAGCAGGCCCUGGUUGCCCAGUCAGCGUACUUGUCUCCUGUGGCAACAGUCGCCGCCGUACAGAUGCAGCAGAUGGCGGCACUCAAUGCCAACGGAAUCAUUGCCACACCCAUUACACCCAUCACACCGUCCUCGGGUACAAACACUCCACCUACUAUUGCAGCAACGCCUGUGCCAGCUCUCCCUCCACCAAUAGGAGUGAACGGUUACGGCAGUGUGUCAGCCCCGACCAAUGGACAAGCAACAGAAACACUAUACACCAAUGGUGUUCACCCAUAUCAAGCUCAGAGUCCAGUAGCAGCACUGGACCCACUACAGCAAGCCUAUGCAGGCAUGCAACACUACACAGGUUGGUCGGCGUACCCUGCUGCCUACGGAUUGGUUGGGCAGCCAUUCCCCCAGCAGCCAACACUGGUUGCCCAGCAACACCAGCAGCCCCAGCAACAGCAGCAGAGAGAAGGUCCAGAGGGCUGUAACAUCUUCAUCUACCACCUGCCUCAGGAAUUCAGUGACUCUGAGAUGCUGCAGAUGUUCUUGCCCUUUGGCAAUGUCAUCUCGGCUAAGGUGUUUGUUGACCGUGCCACCAACCAGAGCAAAUGCUUCGGAUUUGUGAGUUUUGACAACCCAGCCAGCGCUCAGGCUGCCAUCCAGGCGAUGAAUGGCUUCCAGAUCGGCAUGAAAAGACUGAAAGUGCAGCUCAAAAGGCCCAAAGAUGCCAACCGCCCAUACUGA
This is a messenger RNA of Scomber japonicus (chub mackerel), 1422 nucleotides long. RefSeq names its product CUGBP Elav-like family member 3. The transcript is spliced from 12 exons. NCBI's taxonomy places the organism in Eukaryota, Metazoa, Chordata, Actinopteri, Scombriformes, Scombridae. The record is from RefSeq and is a predicted model, not a curated record. The coding region runs from base 4 to 1422 and encodes 472 amino acids. Gene Ontology annotation, molecular function: mRNA binding. Gene Ontology annotation, biological process: regulation of alternative mRNA splicing, via spliceosome; mRNA splice site recognition. Gene Ontology annotation, cellular component: ribonucleoprotein complex; nucleus; cytoplasm.